UAGCUGCCACGGUUCAGUCCUUCAGUCGGCCGCCGAGCUCUCCCCAGCGUGGACGUGUCGAUGACAUUAUCCAGUGAUUGGUCGUCGAGUCAUCUAUUACUGCUAGUGUUGUAGUGAUUCUGUAGUGCCAGUGAGUCUAGACCUUAUAGGUAGUGUGUGAGUGUUCGAAUUAGAAGACAUGGCGCCUUCCAGACAAGUUACUGUCUUCGUCUUCUGUGCCGUCUUCCUGGCGUUCUCUUCUGCCAGAAGUUACGUCAACAGCGACAAGACACUCGAACAGAAAAUGCGAGAGGACGUCGAUCUGUCUCAGUUCUACUCGCUGCUGGAGAACAACCCAAUAGCCAACACCACGCUAACAUACCGCAGUGUGACAGUGUUCGCACCCGCCAACCUCGCGUUCCAGAAGUACACAGGCAAAGUGGACGACACUCUGGUCCUGUACCACAUGACUAACUCGGCUCAGAACCUGAACCAGCUUGGAUACUACGUGUCUUCGGAGCUCGAGGGCAAUCCUCCUCUGUGGAUCACUAGGCAACGGACUGGAGUCAAGGAUGAAAUCUUUGUCAACAACGCCAAAGUUCUGAGUCAGAGGUCCAACUUGGUGUACACCAAUCUCAACGGUCGCAAACAGGUAUUGCACAUUAUUGAAGAUGUGCUGGAACCUGUUCGAUCAACGAAUCCCGAUGCGCCAUUGUACAAUCCUGAUGCUUGGACCUUCCUCAACCAAUCUGAGAACAUAGAGUUGGAUUCUCAUCGAAUCAGAUCGUUUAGGCAGAGGGUUCAGCUCAUGAAAAAGGCUGACAUAUUCAAGGCAGAAGGAAGAUAUACAUUCUUUAUUCCUGUAGAUGAGGGCUUCCAGCCACCUCCUCGGCCAGAGAAGAUUGACGAGAAGGUUAUUGACGGCCAUGUGAUCCCUCGAGAGGUACUCUUCACGAACGCUGCACAGGAGGAGGUCGAGCAUGAGACCCUCGCGUUUACUGACAUGAUGAAGGUCACCAUCUCCUUCAAAACCGAGCACAGUCUCAAGGGCAGCAAAACAUACGUGAAGAGCCACACUAUUGUUGGAGAUGCAAACCACGCUGAGGGAGUUGUGUUGGCCGAGAUUGUGAAAGCCAAUAUUCCUGUCAAGAACGGAGUUGUCCACCUGAUACACCGGCCCCUCAUGGUGGUGGACACUACAGUUACUCAGUUUCUGGAGUCCUUCAAGGGAUUUGACCGUGAAGAUGGACCGCUCUACAAAUUCUAUGAGGUGAUCCGUGACACAGAGGGUGACUUUAUGGAUCGUAUUACCCGGAUGCGAGACCUGACUCUUUUUGCACCAUCCAAUGCUGCCUGGCUGGAUUCCAACCUGAACAACCUGAUGCGAGACCGCAGCAGGAUACGGGAGAUUCUCAACAUGCACCUGGUGGAACAGAGGCUCACCAUGGACCAGAUUAUUCAGAGCAACACCAACAAGCACCCUCUGUUCAAGGUGCCCACUCUAGCCCCGCGCAAGAGCCUCUACUUCAACGUCGUCCACCAAGGUCACAACAAGACUCUGACAGUGGAAGGCGGUGGUGUCAACGCCACUGUCAUUCAGCCGGACAUCGCAGCUACCAACGGUAUUGUCCACAUCAUCGAUAGAGUCCUGGGUGUUCCUUUCACGACCGUUGGAAGGAAGCUGGCUACAGAUCCCAUGUUAAACAAGACUUACCAGCUGGGCAAGACAAACAACUUUAACAUUCAACUGGAUGACACUAGCAAGAAGUUCACCUAUUUUGUACCCAGGGACUUCGCAUGGAACCGCAUGGAGGCCCGAUUUCCAUCUGCGCACAAGAAAAUGUUUAUGAAGGACUAUGGUUACCAUGUGAAGCAGAUCCUCGAGAGACACUUGGUAGUGGACGACAAGCCGCUGACCAUGCAGAUGCUGAAGAAGUACUCCAACGAGUCCCUUACUCUUCCCACCAUCCGUGAUGUUCUCAAACUACGAGUGAAGGAGUCCGACAGCAUUCAAGAUCCUGAGUUACAGAGCCUGGACGGGGGUUAUUACAUAGAGUGGAACAAUGAGUGGAUCCAUGUAUUCCGGCCAGAUGUGGAGUGUACAAACGGAGUUAUUCAUGUCAUCGACUCCGUGCUGCUUCAGGACAGUGACAUCGUAGUAUCUGCCGCCCCUACCCCCUCCCUUUCACUCGGCCUGGGGACCGCUGCUGCACUGUUCCUUAGCCUCUUGGCAGCCCAUCUCCUCUAAGUGGGUUUAGUGCUCUCUUGUCAAGUGAAACCAACAGAGUCAAUGAUUGCUGCCUCCAGGGUCUCGGGAAGAGAUGGGACAUCUUUCAAUUUUUUUAUGGAAAAGCAAAGCUUGGGACUUUCAAACAGUUGUCAUAAUUUAAGUCACACAUUUAUGAAACUUCUCGUAACAAAUACAUUUUUACAAUUCAGCAAUGUGAUGAAAGAUGUUUCCACUUCUUUCCUCUCUUCAGAUUAUCCCUGGACUUUACUUCUUACAUUCCAGUCUCAGCUGAAGAACUUUUGCUAUUUCUUCUUUCAGUUUCACUCACUGCCUGUUACCACUAGACCAAUUUUCAAAUUCGUAUAAAUCUAAUUUUCGUAUGGGAUCUUUUCAUUCGUGAAUGUUUUCUUUAAAUGGUGCUUAACAUCAUCUCUGAAGGGAUGGCUCUUGUCUAAAUUAUCUAGUUAUCUGUCUUUGUUCAUAUUACAAUUUAACAUCUCUUAAAUCACUAACAUUCCCUAAAUGCUCAUCUCACUAGCAUUUAUGUCAUUGAUAUGGUUGUUUGUUGUUUGUAUUAUUGUGCUUUUUAUGUUCUGUGUAGAAGCUUGUGUGACAUUUAUGUAACUAAUCUGAUACUAAAUACAAUUUUCAUGUUGACCAAAGGAACCUUACUUUAUGUUCUGCUUGAAUGAUACUGGAGUUGGAUAAUUUGACAGAAGUAUUUCAGUUUUUAUUAUAAAUUUAAGAAAUAGUAAAAAAUGGUUGUAUCGACGUGUUACAAACAAAACAGUAAAUAAAACCAAAAAGAUGUGUUUUGAUCUCAUAUAGUCUAUAAAUAUUCUUUCUACAAAACAGUAUAAGUUUUUUAAUUUGUGAUAUAAUUAUGUUGGUUGAUAGUAAUUAUACAUAAUAUUGUGUCGAGGUUUUGGUAACUAACAUUUCUUUUUAUAAGUGAUUGUGGAACAGUUUAUUAAGUGUACUUUCUUAGAUUUCUAGUAAGUAAAAAAUUACGUGCAACUGCAUUUAAUAAUUUUGGUUUCAAGAAAUCACAGCUAUAAUAAAGCUUUAAGGUAGAAAAGCGAGAGCUCUAGAAAAUAAUAAUAAUUUGUAUAUAGCUUAUAAAAUAGUAUUGUAACAUCAUCAUAGUAUAAUACAAUUGCAGUUUUUACAGAUUAUUUCUUUAUUUUUACAAUUUAAUGAAUAAAGUAAUGAUAAAGUUAAUUUAUUCAAAGAAUGCAAGUUUAUUUUGGUUUUCAAGUGUUGAUGUUCAACUUUUAUUUUGUCGAUUUAUAGUCUUUUUUCAUUCAUCUAGACUUUAUUUAUUUGUAUUUUAUUUAACAAUUUUAACUUUGUGGUAAACAAUCACAUUUUGCAAUAAAACAAUCAUAAUUACUGCAAUAAUAUAAUGUUCAAAAUCUGUGCAUUUCAUUAAAAUAAAAAGACAAUACUUUAUCCAAGAGAAAUAGAUAAAAUGAUCACAGCAUUAAAUAAUAAAAAUUAUAAUAGGAUUACUCAUUUAAGCAAAAAGUUAAUAAGUGACAAUUAAAAACAUAUAUAUAUAUAAUGUAUUUAAUAAUGUUUCUACCUUUGUAUUAAAAUACAAAAUUAUUUAUUUCAACCAUCACAUCUUUAUAAUACUGUUUUUUGCAAUAUUAUGGAAUUUUAUGUUAUCUCAAAAAAGGGAAUUUCCUUAAAAUAACCAAUUAUUCAAGACAAGGUGAACAAAUCAAAGCCUAAGAUUGGUAAGACAAGUAGAUAGAAGGCAAAGAUUUUUAAUAACCUUCUCUGUGUAUUAUAUGUACAUUUCUUUUACCAAGUCUAUGUGCAUUAAACAUAAUUGUUUUACUGUUAACUCAAACGCUCUGUUUUGGAAUGGAACUCCAACUCAGAAUUUGGAGACCCUUUCCAAACAUAGUCAUCUGAAGUUGUAAAGAUAAUGAUUGUUACUACUUAGGAUAGCUUUAGAAUUUCGGUAACGUUAAGAGUUACAACUCAAAUAAAAUAUUUAUUUUGAUUGUAAAAUAAAUCUAUUCUGGCAUUGUAAAUGCUUGGCAGAUAUUUUGCUUAAUAUUGUUAUUAUUACUAAGUCUAAAGUAAGUUUAUGUCUGUGUGUGGCGGUUGUUGCCCCUCUCCUACUAGAUGUCACUAGCGCCGCUUCAUGUCACGUGUUGUCAUAACCUUACUUUACUUUACGUAAGGAAAUUACGUUUACGUUACACAACAUUCUGUUACAUUAUUUUAUUCUAUGUGACAUUAUGUUAUCUUACAAACAUAAUAUGUUAAAAGUGACUGACUACCGCAUUGUAAUGAUAGCUGUAGGCUUUGUAAUAAAGAUACAUUCCAUCUUGAUUUUUAUUGUCUA
This is a messenger RNA of Homalodisca vitripennis (glassy-winged sharpshooter), 4571 nucleotides long. It is a transcript of the gene Fas1, whose product is annotated as fasciclin-1. The transcript has 15 exons. The coding region runs from base 179 to 2227 and encodes 682 amino acids. Gene Ontology annotation, biological process: cell adhesion; extracellular matrix organization. Gene Ontology annotation, cellular component: extracellular matrix. Gene Ontology annotation, molecular function: cell adhesion molecule binding. The record is from RefSeq and is a predicted model, not a curated record. Lineage: Eukaryota; Metazoa; Arthropoda; Insecta; Hemiptera; Cicadellidae.